CCCGGGCCAUGUGUCGCGCGCGGCUCCGCCUCCCGCCGGUCUUCUGAGGCGGCGGCCGCGGGGGAACGUAGAGGGAGUCAGACAGGCGCUUAUCCGGGCCGUGCGGUCUCCGUGGCUGGUACACCCGGACUGCGCUGUGGCAAGGGCCCUUUUCUCUGGUCCGGACCUUCCGGAUGGGGCUCUCAGGGCCCCGCCCCGUCUAGCCUGGCCCGGCCUGCUGGAGUCCGCAAGCUCUGCAGGCAGGCUAGCUGGCAGACCCCAGUCCCAAGUCCCUCCACCGCCUGCCAAGGAUCGGGGAUGAGCGGACCACCUGGCCCCCUCCGGGGUCAGCAUGAGUAAGGGUGCCUACCUGCCGCGGCUGGACCCUGGGUCCCUUACCCGGUUCCCGUUCCUAGGUCUCAACAAGGCCAGGUGACGCUCCAGAAUGGGAGACAAGCCAAUUUGGGAGCAGAUUGGAUCCAGCUUCAUUCAACAUUACUACCAGUUAUUUGAUAAUGACAGAACCCAACUAGGCGCAAUUUACAUUGAUGCGUCAUGCCUUACGUGGGAAGGACAGCAGUUCCAAGGGAAAGCUGCCAUUGUGGAGAAGUUGUCUAGCCUUCCCUUCCAGAAAAUCCAGCACAGCAUCACGGCACAGGACCAUCAGCCCACGCCAGAUAGCUGCAUCAUCAGCAUGGUUGUGGGCCAGCUCAAGGCUGACGAAGACCCUAUCAUGGGAUUCCACCAGAUGUUCCUAUUAAAGAACAUCAACGAUGCUUGGGUUUGCACCAAUGACAUGUUCAGGCUUGCCCUGCACAACUUCGGCUGACCUCCUCCCAGCCAGGCACUCAACGCUGUUUCCUCCUCCCUCCUCUUCCUGAUACUAUUCACACUCCUCCAGAUGCUCCAAAUAUCAUUCACAAACGAGCAGGGCCGUGGUGGGAGAGGGCGCGGUGCGCUGCUGCCACCAAGGUGUUGUGCAUGAUGUUUGGACUCUAGACUAGUUGCAUCUGACAGGAGAAGUUUGUGUUGUACCAGCGCAUGCCUUGGAAAGACUUAAAUAAUGCAAAAGGUUGUCUUUUUUUUUUUUUUUUUUUUAAUCUACUGACAAGUUGCUCUAGUAACCCAAAGAAGUGAAGGAGAAAGCAGCUGCCUCACCGCCCAGAUAUUGAUUUGUUCAGAUGUUUCAAUGCCUCAUGAUACAAUAAAACCACAAAACUUUUCUUAACAGUUUAAAUUGUUUGAAUUAGUUUACUAGCUGGCUGGGCAUCAGUAAUUACCCUGCCCCAUUGUCUCUCGUCUCCCUCUCACCUCUGCCCCCAACUCAGCAAAACCUGUUGCAAGGAGAAAACUUGCCGAAGCAGCACUCCCAGUUUGCUUCCCUCAAAAGCCCUGUGGAGCAGAAUUCUCAGCCCACCUGGUCUUUGGAAAGCAGACAGGGAGAGCUCAGGUCUUGACUGAAGCGUCCCUUGCACUGAAGCCUCUGCAGGCAGUUCUGCCACCUCCUGUGGCCCCUGUCCUUUGUAGGUUGAGGACUCUAGUUUGUAAGAGAUAACCCUGAAUCCUGCUGAAACCACAGAGGACGUGGCAAAAAUGGCCCAUCAAAUUCAGGUCCUAUGGGCUAAUAUCUUAUCAAGAUCAAGGAAGGGACCUGCUGUGUUCCCCAAAAGGAUCAUGAUCACAUCCAGGAUACCCCACAUCCCCCAACCCAAGCAAAGGGCAGCUCAGAUCGUGUGCUACCUGUGUCCAGAACAGCCAGCCUCCGUUGUACUCAGAGGCAGGCCCCAUUGGGUUGGAGUAGAGAUACGGAGCUAUGGAAGACAAUCUGAGUGUGAGGGUCUCAUGCUCUCACCCCUCAGACCUCUGCAGGGAGUUUCCAGGCCUCCUCCUAGUCCCUCCUGAUCUUACACACACACACACACACACACACACACUCCACAUCGUCUUCAAAUUCCAGAAGUCUUAACUAUUAGGGCAAUUUCUGCUUCUCAGUUUUGGGGACAGAGGCCUUGCCCAGUGCAAAUGUAGCCUUGAGACCUCUGAAUGGUAUAAACCUAAGGGCAAAAUAGCAACUGCAGGCCGGAACCCAACCUAGGAUUUGGGCUAAUGCCCUGAAAGGGUCUUAGGCUCAGUGAGGGCACCAUAGCCAAGCUUGACCUGCGAAUGGAUACCCUUCAUCUCCACUGUGGGUGGAAGCUAAGGACUCCCUCAGAUGCCACAGUUUGCCUGGCUGCACUGGGCACAGGGCUGGAUAAUGUGCUGUCUGCGGAGACAGCGUAUCUGGGAGAUUUCAGUGGGACUGGAUCUCUAAGCUGCCGUGUAUGUGGGGGUGGGGGAGAGGUAGAAGCUUGCUACCUCUUAAACCACCCUGUAUAAAAUCUGCAAUACAGCUUCUUCCAUGUACCUGUGCCUGAAUUGUCUGCAAUAAAGAGGUGUUUGUAAA
This is a messenger RNA of Oryctolagus cuniculus (rabbit), 2422 nucleotides long. RefSeq names its product nuclear transport factor 2 (gene NUTF2). The record is from RefSeq and is a predicted model, not a curated record. NCBI's taxonomy places the organism in Eukaryota, Metazoa, Chordata, Mammalia, Lagomorpha, Leporidae. Gene Ontology annotation, biological process: nucleocytoplasmic transport.